Molecule: messenger RNA, 927 nt
Organism: Lodderomyces beijingensis
Lineage: Eukaryota; Fungi; Ascomycota; Pichiomycetes; Serinales; Debaryomycetaceae
Source: the annotation of a GenBank genome assembly
AUGCUUUCGCUAUUGCUCCAGCCGAUAUCGAUAGCGCACGCGCCGCACGCGAAGCCGGGGGGCGACGACGAUGGCAAAUGCGAGCUCGUGGGCACGUUUUCCUUGCUCACGCAGGCUUGUUUGGGACUCUUGUGCGUGUCGUGCUUGAUCAUUAAGCGAUUUUACGAGUACCCUAUCCGGAGGACGUGGCUGGUGUGGAGCUUUGAUGUGAGCAAGCAAUUGGUAGGCGCGUUGGGUGUGCAUGUUUUCAAUGUCAUUUUGUCUAUGCUCAAGACCACCUCGCUGCAGAUGAUGCUAGCUGCAGCAGAAGAUGGUGGCGGUGGGGAUGCUGAUGGUAGUGAUCUGGAUGAUCCGUGCGAUUGGUAUUUCCUCAAUAUCGUGUUGGACUGCACCAUUGGCGUCUACAUCUUGUAUUUGGUGUUUCGGUGCGUCAACCAUUUGUUGAAGAGGUAUUUCCAGGUGACGCAGAUUGACAGCGGAGAAUACGGCAACGUCAACCACCCGAGCUUUGUUGCGUUCUACAAGCAACUCGCGGUGUAUUUCUCCUCGCUCAUGAUCACCAAGUUUAUCUUGUAUGGCCUCGUUGAGAUUUUCGAGCGGCAGUUGUUGUGGAUCACGAGCAGGAUCUUGCUUGCGUGGCUCGAUGAGUUUCCCGAGAAGUUUGAAAUUUUCAUGGUGAUCUUUGUUAUCCCCAUCAUUAUGAAUUGCUUGCAGUUGAUUUUGAUUGAUAAUUUCAUCCGGGGACAAAUGUGGGUCGAAGGGAAUAAGCUCUUGCGGUUCCGGUUCCCGCAGUGGGACGAGGAGACUGAGAGCGUGCGGCAGCGGGAGAUUGAGCUGGUUAUGCGUGAGGAAGAAGGGAUCGAGGCGGGCAAGGACGAUGAUGAACCGCGUGUUACGAGUACGGGAUACGGUGCGGUUCACGAAUGA